CCGGCGCCGCCGUCGGCCCUAUCGGCACGCUACGGCAGUGAGGUGCCGCCGCUGCCCACUUCGCUGCAAGAGUCCCUGCGCAGUGGGUACGCGCCACUCUCUGGGACACAAGACAAGACAAGACAAGAAAGCGCAUGCCCUGCACGAGCCUCACGAGCGUCUCAUCCAGAGCUCCGGAAUUCGGAACAGGCAUGCUUUUUCUCUUGAGACUGUUCGCAUGCCUCGGGCUUCUGCACCUGCUCCACGCCUUGCCUAUGCAGAACACGACGCCAUCAUCACUGCUACGAUUCCACGGCGAUGAGCGAAGUGAUCACGACGAGAUGGCUCUGGACGAGCCUGGCAGAGGGAUAAAGGCAUUUCGAGUCGACGACGACUUGGAAGUCUCUAAGAUGGCUGCAGGAGAGGAGGAUGGCAGCAUGGGCCGGAACUACUACAACAGGAUACUGAGGAAGAAGGCAGCGGUAACUCGAGGGCCCCGUCCGCAGGUCCGGCCCGAGCGGCACGAGACAUGCGACGACGACCGGGACUGCAGGCGCUCGCCCAGCCAGAUCUGCAUAAAGCACGCGCGCGAGCUGCAUGGCCGCUGCCAGUGCCCCUUCUACCGUCCCGUCGAAGCCACCUUUAACGGCGUCGUGCGAUGCGUCACCGCCAAGGACUUGUUUGACGAGUGCCGAAGCAACGAGGAGUGUGCGGCCACCAACCCGUACCUGGAGUGCGUCAACCGGUUGUGCUCCUGCCAGCCUCCCCACGUCCUCAAAGACCACGCUGAAUGCAUCGGCGGUGCCUCGGUACAGGACUGGAUCUCCCGGCUCGUCCUUGUGGCAGUCCUUGCUGUGACGGGAGUCGGUAUGGCUGCCUGGCUGAUUUCGAAGCGCAACCAGAAGUCCAACUCGGACUCGGGCAACAGCGAUGACAACGACGCGGAAGGCGCGCCGGCUGCCGAGCCCGGAGCGUCUAGCUGCCGGCAGCAGCCGCCAGUGCAACAUCAGCAGUCGACACAUCAGGCGCCUGAGUCACGCUAUCGCGGUUACAGCGGCGAAGGUGGCGGCGCCGUGCACAAAGGCUACCAGCACAGCGACGUGCUGAGCCGCCUCAACGUCCCGCCCAUGAAGGACUGGGUCCGCGUCCCCAAGGGAUUCAGAGGGAACGCCCAAUGCACCCUCGAUAGUGCUGGUGGAGGAGGCGCCGCGGAUCAGAACCGAGUGAUGUGGGCCCAGCAGGCGCUUACCUCUCUGGCGUCACCCAUCUACCAGAACAAGCUGGUCAGGCGCCUCAUGGCGGGCAAGGGCGCCUCCAGCUCAUACCCCGACUCGUCCAGCGUCGCCGAGCCAAUGCCACCCCGCUCGGCGAUGGCCAGUCCGGUGCCGCCCUCGGCCCUAUCGGCACGCUACGGCAGCGAGGUGCCGCCGCUGCCCAUUUCGCUGCAAGCGUCCUUGCGCAGGAUUGCGGCGGCCAGUGGUCGUUCCUCACAGCGCUUGCAGCCGCAUCAGCGUAGGGCCACGCUGGCUACCUGCAGCGACGAGGCGUCCUCGUACCGCUCGUUCCCGGUAUCUGGGGCCCGCUCCGGGAAGUCGCAGCGCUACGCCGCCGCCGCCGACGACGACGACGAUGAAGAGACGCGGGCACCGCCGUCAAGGCUGCGCAGCCGCAGCAGCUCUCGUUACUCGGCGGCCGCGCGCGAGCCUAGGACGCGCAGUGAGUCCAGCGACGCACUGCCGACAUCGCCGCGCAAAGUGUUCUUUGCAAACUAUAAGAAAUAGAAAUAAAAUAUACGCGUACGUACCCUGUUUGAUUCAACUUGAGGGCAAGCAUCUUCGAAGUAUACAUGUAUCGCUGCUUUCCUUCCAGCUUCUCGGUAUUCUCGGACGUCCACACUAUUUAUAGCCUAACUGUGUUUCACUGGCGACAUGGACAUUUUCGUGGAUCCACGUUCUGCACACAAUCAGUUAGCCGACAGGCUUAUCUUGCAGCUUGCGGGUUGAUUAUUCAUGGAAACAGGUGCACGACUCGGAGAACACAGUGGUUAUCAUUAAGCUCUAUGUGUUUAAAGAAUCGCUGCAUGAAUGUUGGGGUGUUUUCGUAAGUUCCUCAUGUAUCCUUCCUAUGAAAUAGUAAUGCAUUAAACGAGUAUACACCUACCCACUCCUUCCUCGAAAUAAUCAAGUUUGCUCGAGCUCCAACAUACACCGACAGUGAAUAAGGCGCUGUUCACCUACCAGAGGCGAAACUGCUUGAUCGAGUAAUUCGUAGAGCGCGACACACUCACGGUUGACUUGGUUUACGUUUUCAAUUUAUUUUCCCACCCAGUACACGCCAACCGGCUCCUGACGCUCACAAAGAAGCUCUUGGAAGACCGCAGCUUCGUUGAGAAGUUCGUCAAUUCGGAACUGCGUUCCUCAGAGGUUUACGUGGGCAGCUCGAAGAUGGCGUGCUACUGGGGUACUUCUGGGUGCAGAGGAAGAAGAACGCGUUCCAAAUGAUCGAGCAGCUAGGAAAACGUACACUUUUCCUGAAUAUCAGCAUGUCCGAGCUCCACAGUGAGCGCCUGCUCGAAGUAAUCGAGAGAAAGAGCCGAUCGAGGCACGCAGCCGCAAGUCACUGACCUGUAACUUGCAAAAAGCUGCCUGCAAAAUGCUUCGCGUAACUUCUUUCCCACAGUACGUGGGAUCUGCACAAUCUUUCCUGAUGAGGUAGAAAGGCGCAAUGUACAGAGACGGGCGGCUUAUUUGAAGUUCUAAAGCAAGAAGAGAUGUAGCUUUGGAGAUAAAGUUGUUGUUUGUAAAAGACCAUGUAUGUUGGCAGUACUUUUCCAGGUGUGUAACGUUCCUCCUCCAGCUUCAUAUCCAGGUAUGUAAACUUAUAAAAAAUGGGUAUUUGUGUUCUUCACAUUCCGUCUUUCUUAAUAUCGGGCCACCACAGCAUGAAUGCUAGUUUUAGUAAGCAGCCCAUUUAACUAAAGGAAGCUAAAUAUCCGGAAGUGUUCAUCAUUCGAGCAUGCGGCAAGACAAUAAAACUAAUUAAGAAAACUAAUCUUCCUCAGGAUGACAUUGCUGACUCUGAUUGGUAUUUCGGUUGCGGUGCCAUGUGUGCGCCAAAUUUCGCACAGGUUGCACAGGUUCACGAAUGUUUCGGGACGUUUCGGUGUGAGAGUGUUAGUUUAUGUGGCGCAGAAUCUUAGGCAGAUUACCCAGCUGUACGGACAUCCUCAGCUGCAAUUAGGCAACAGUGCUGUGCCGCACACAGGAAGCCACGCAUUAGAUCUAGCAAAUGCGUCGUUCGCUGUAUUCCCUGUUGGGGCGGUAGCGCGUACAUCGGGGAAGCACGCUGUUUGGUCAACGUCUGCCUUGUGGAGCUCGUGCUCAGUGUGACGAAUCGAAUAGGGUAGUAUGUAUCCAUCCGUCGUUAUAACCCCCUAUUCAGCCAGACAGAAAAAGUAUCGGCACAACCCGCUAUUGGCGAAUGAUACUAUGGAGGCGUAAUUGACUGCCGUUGAAGGUCACGAGUGAGCUAGCAAAGCCGCCAUAUAGUUUUAACAGGAAAGGAAUCGGCAUAUAUCAGGGGUUGUUUAGGAAUUCACGACCAUUAAGAGGCCCGUACGUGUUUGCCCACGUUGAACAUAUAGAACUUGUAAAUGGCGAUCUCAUUAGACAUGCGCUGAUCAUAUAUUUUAAUGCGUGAGCAUUUAUAUGCCUAGCCAACGAGGAAACGCGUAUGUCCGUCCGUCAGGUAAGACUACUGCUGUCAAGAUAAGGCACACAGCAGUGAGCAAAUUGACUUUCGUGUUGCCUCUCGCUUCAGCGUGAACUAUUCGGCGAGAACACAGCGCACACCAAGCUAUCACCACUCGGCGCACCGUGUCCCCAUCGCAGAUCACUUUCAAGAUAGCUCCUGCGAGGUUGUACCCUACGUAGCCGCCACAGGAGUACGGGGUAUUACGGUUGAUGAUGGUUCUUAUCGAGAGGGGACAGUGUCAUUGACCACGUCUACGUACGAGGUCUACCAAUCGUGACACAGUUCAAUAACGCAACGUACUAAAGCACGCAUUGGCUAAUGCUGAUCUUCCAUGAAGCAGAGCCAUCAACCAAAUGAACCAUCAGAUAACAUGAGUGAACAUUGCUACUACUCCUCUUCUUCGUCAUCUUAGACUGGUCUCGGUUAAUAUUACGGUGUUGCAAUUGCCACGCUUCUCCGUUUCACGCUUCUUUCACGGUGUUUCUCACAAAAGAGCAGGUGAUUAGUAGGAAAUGCUUACGCAUCAUUUAGGUAACUCCCGCAGGAGAUUCUGCGUGUAACCUUUUUAAUGUGAGUUCUCAUGAGUGUAUAUAUGUAUAUAUCGGCUGUUUAAAGAAUAAACCUUUUGUUAGGA
This is a messenger RNA of Dermacentor andersoni, 4366 nucleotides long. RefSeq lists its product as uncharacterized. Lineage: Eukaryota; Metazoa; Arthropoda; Arachnida; Ixodida; Ixodidae. The record is from RefSeq and is a predicted model, not a curated record.